This is a messenger RNA of Macrobrachium nipponense, 789 nucleotides long. Its product is annotated as SLAIN motif-containing protein 2-like. NCBI's taxonomy places the organism in Eukaryota, Metazoa, Arthropoda, Malacostraca, Decapoda, Palaemonidae. The record is from RefSeq and is a predicted model, not a curated record. The transcript has 2 exons. Bases 324 to 779 code for a protein of 151 amino acids.
ACGGCCUGCCGGCCGCCUGUCCGUCCGCCCGUCCGUCCGACGGCGCGGGUUCCGCCGAAGGAGGGGAAGUAGUAGUAGUGUGAGUUGUGAGGUAGAGUGAGAAUGAGACUGAGAGAGAGAGAGAGAGAGAGAGAGCGGAGCGGAGCUGAGCGGAGGAGACUGAGAGCAGGAGGAGAGGUGUGUUGGUGCGAGGGGCGGCCGCCAGAUGUCAUCGCGAUCUGUUUUUCUUCCUGACAGUGAAUUUGUGAAAUCAGUUUCGGGGUGACGAUGCCAAGUGCGACGGCGGCAGAUGUGAUGCAAAUUCGGUGUUUCUUCCUUCUUUGAUGCGCGGAGGCAUCAAGAUGAGUCUGAUCAUGGACAAUAGACUGGAGGAGACGGCGGACACCGAGGCCGAGGUCAAGAAGCUGCAGGCUCUAGUCAAACAGUUGGAACUGCAGAAUGAGGAAUUGCGGUCGGAGAGGCAGCAGUUGAUGAAAGAAGGUGGUGGUAGUGUGGGCGGCAGUCCUGUGCCUAUGGGCGACGGUACUACAACACCUGUGGGCGGCAAGGAUCAUUCUCAGCAACCCCCGACCACUCCCAAGCGGCAGUCCCAGGGGCUCGACUCUGACUUCGAGGCCAUGGAUCCUAUCGGCCUCGACGAGACGGACCUGUCAGACGACGAGACCUGGUUGUUUGAGUCUCCAUCACCACAAGCAAAGCCACACAACUCAGAUUGGUUACGCAAAGAUGUCGAUGAUCCCUCAUUAAUAGUUGCUAAGAAGUCUUUAUACAAAAACUAGAUCAAUAGCG